Messenger RNA from Pan troglodytes (chimpanzee), 3538 nucleotides. RefSeq names its product PR/SET domain 9 (gene PRDM9). NCBI's taxonomy places the organism in Eukaryota, Metazoa, Chordata, Mammalia, Primates, Hominidae. The transcript is spliced from 14 exons. The record is from RefSeq and is a predicted model, not a curated record. Gene Ontology annotation, biological process: positive regulation of reciprocal meiotic recombination; regulation of DNA-templated transcription. Gene Ontology annotation, cellular component: nucleus. Bases 452 to 3199 code for a protein of 915 amino acids. Gene Ontology annotation, molecular function: recombination hotspot binding; histone H3K36 methyltransferase activity; zinc ion binding.
UGCUGCCUUGUGAAGACAGUAGUUGCUUCCCCUUUGCCUUCCGCCAUGACUGGAAGUUUCCCGAGGUCUCCCAGCCAUGCAGAACUAGAUCUGGACAGUAUCAAGAGGACUCACAAGAAUGUUGAAAUAUCCAGGGCAUAUAAAAAAUGUGAAGCUUUUUAUACCACCCUUAGGCCUGCAGAGGCAGGAAGCAAACAUCUUGUUACUAGAUCGUGAAGUAAGAGACAGUGUCUGCUGCUCUGUUGCCAGAGCUGGAUCACAUUGGCACCAUCACGGCUCACUGCAGCCUCGACCUCUGGGCUCAAGUGAAUCUCCCACUGCAGCCUCCCGAAUAGCUGAAACUACAGACACAUGCCACCAUACCCAGGAGCCUUUGGCCUAGGAGCUGGGAGACUCAGGGCCCUUCUCACACUCAGAAUUGGAGCAGGGCCUUCGAGACAGUCCCAGCACCAUGAGCCCUGAAAGGUCCCAAGAGGAGAGCCCAGAAGAAGACACAGAGAGAACAGAGCGGAAGCCCAUGGUCAAAGAUGCCUUCAAAGACAUUUCCAUAUACUUCACCAAGGAAGAAUGGGCAGAGAUGGGAGACUGGGAGAAAACUCGCUAUAGGAAUGUGAAAAGGAACUAUAAUGCACUGAUUACUAUAGGUCUCAGAGCCACUCGACCAGCUUUCAUGUGUCACCGAAGGCAGGCCAUCAAACUCCAGGUGGAUGACACAGAAGAUUCUGAUGAAGAAUGGACCCCUAGGCAGCAAGUCAAACCUCCUUUGAUGGCCUUAAGAGUGGAACAGCGUAAACACCAGAAGGGAAUGCCCAAGGCAUCAUUCAGUAAUGAAUCUAGUUUGAAAGAAUUGUCAAGAACAGCAAAUUUACUGAAUGCAAGUGGCUCAGAGCAGGCUCAGAAACCAGUGUCCCCUCCUGGAGAAGCAAGUACCUCUGGACAGCACUCAAGACUAAAACUGGAACUCAAGAAGAAGGAGACUGAAGGAAAAAUGUAUAGCCUGAGAGAAAGAAAGGGUCAUGCAUACAAAGAGGUCAGCGAGCCGCAGGAUGAUGAUUACCUCUAUUGUGAGAUGUGUCAGAACUUCUUCAUUGACAGCUGUGCUGCCCAUGGGCCCCCUACAUUUGUAAAGGACAGUGCAGUGGACAAGGGGCACCCCAACCGUUCAGCCCUCAGUCUGCCCCCAGGGCUGAGAAUUGGGCCAUCAGGCAUCCCUCAGGCUGGGCUUGGAGUAUGGAAUGAGGCAUCUGAUCUGCCGCUGGGUCUGCACUUUGGCCCCUAUAAGGGCCGAAUUACAGAAGACGAAGAGGCGGCCAACAAUGGAUACUCCUGGCUGAUCACCAAGGGGAGAAACUGCUAUGAGUAUGUGGACGGAAAAGAUAAAUCCUGGGCCAACUGGAUGAGGUAUGUGAACUGUGCCCGGGAUGAUGAAGAGCAGAACCUGGUGGCCUUCCAGUACCACAGGCAGAUCUUCUAUAGAACCUGCCGAGUCAUUAGGCCAGGCUGUGAACUGCUGGUCUGGUAUGGGGAUGAAUAUGGCCAGGAACUGGGCAUCAAGUGGGGCAGCAAGUGGAAGAAAGAGCUCAUGGCAGGGAGAGGCUGCAGUGGGUCAUCCCCUCAGAGCUGCUCCGGUUUCCAGAUGAGAGAGAAUGGUUGGCAGGAUGAAGGUGGGGAGCACGGAGAACCAAAGCCAGAGAUCCAUCCAUGUCCCUCAUGCUGUCUGGCCUUUUCAAGUCAGAAAUUUCUCAGUCAACAUGUAGAACGCAAUCACUCCUCUCAGAACUUCCCAGGACCAUCUGCAAGAAAACUCCUCCAACCAGAGAAUCCCUGCCCAGGGGAUCAGAAUCAGGAGCAGCAAUAUCCUGAUCCACGCAGCCGUAAUGACAAAACCAAAGGUCAAGAGAUCAAAGAAAGGUCCAAACUCUUGAAUAAAAGGACAUGGCAGAGGGAGAUUUCAAGGGCCUUUUCUAGCCCACCCAAAGGACAAAUGGGGAGCUGUAGAGUGGGAAAAAGAAUAAUGGAAGAAGAGUCCAGAACAGGCCAGAAAGUGAAUCCAGGGAACACAGCCAAAUUAUUUGUGGGGGUAGGAAUCUCAAGAAUUGCAAAAGUCAAGUAUGGAGAGUGUGGGCAAGGUUUCAGUGUUAAAUCAGAUGUUAUUACACACCAAAGAACACAUACAGGGGAGAAGCCCUAUGUCUGCAGGGAGUGUGGGCGGGGCUUUAGCUGGAAGUCACACCUCCUCAGUCACCAGAGGACACACACAGGGGAGAAGCCCUAUGUCUGCAGGGAGUGUGGGCGGGGCUUUAGCGUUAAGUCAAGCCUCCUCAGUCACCAGAGGACACACACAGGGGAGAAGCCCUAUGUCUGCAGGGAGUGUGGGCGGGGCUUUAGCCAGCAGUCAAACCUCCUCAGUCACCAGAGGACACACACAGGGGAGAAGCCCUACGUAUGCAGGGAGUGUGGGCGGGGCUUUAGCGUUAAGUCAAGCCUCCUCAGUCACCAGAGGACACACACAGGGGAGAAGCCCUAUGUCUGCAGGGAGUGUGGGCGGGGCUUUAGCGUUAAGUCAAGCCUCCUCAGUCACCAGAGGACACACACAGGGGAGAAGCCCUAUGUCUGCAGGGAGUGUGGGCGGGGCUUUAGCGUUAAGUCAAGCCUCCUCAGUCACCAGAGGACACACACAGGGGAGAAGCCCUAUGUCUGCAGGGAGUGUGAGCGGGGCUUUAGCCAGCAGUCACACCUCCUCAGACACCAGAGGACACACACAGGGGAGAAGCCCUAUGUCUGCAGGGAGUGUGGGCGGGGCUUUAGCCAGCAGUCACACCUCCUCAGUCACCAGAGGACACACACAGGGGAGAAGCCCUAUGUCUGCAGGGAGUGUGGGCGGGGCUUUAGCCAGCAGUCACACCUCCUCAGACACCAGAGGACACACACAGGGGAGAAGCCCUAUGUCUGCAGGGAGUGUGGGCGGGGCUUUAGCGUUAAGUCAAGCCUCCUCAGUCACCAGAGGACACACACAGGGGAGAAGCCCUAUGUCUGCAGGGAGUGUGAGCGGGGCUUUAGCCAGCAGUCACACCUCCUCAGACACCAGAGGACACACACAGGGGAGAAGCCCUAUGUCUGCAGGGAGUGUGGGCGGGGCUUUAGCCGGCAGUCAGCCCUCCUCAUUCACCAGAGGACACACACAGGGGAGAAGCCCUAGGUCUGCAGGGAGGAUGAGUAAGUCAUUAGUAAUAAAACCUCAUCUCAAUAGCCACAAGAAGACAAAUGUGGUCACCACACACUUGCACACCCCAGCUGUGAGGUGGCUUCAGCGGAAGUCUGCUGACCCCUUAUAUUCACCGAGAGUAUAAAGAGAUCGGAAAUAACUAAUUAAACAAAUCCGCCACUUUCAUGACUAGAGAUGAGGAAGAACAGGGGAUAGUUCUGUAAGUGUUCGGGGGACAUCAGCAUGUGUGGUUCUUUCCCGCACCAAUCCCCUCCAUUUUUUGUUUGUUUUUUGCUCCUGUUCUAAUAAAUUUUGUCUCCAUACAAAUCUGAA